UAAUAAAAAUAAGUAAAUACCACAGGCAUAGUGUCCCACAUCCACACCCACCACACAACACACAACACACACAGGCCAUAAACUGCAACUCACCCAACCCCUCCAUUUAUAAAUACACUUCCAGAACUCCAUCACAUCCAUCAAAAGACACCGAGAAUGGAAGUACUCGAAGGGACUAAAUCCUGCCACAUUUCCAUCUUCCUUUGCUCUGCCUUGCUACUUCUCGGAGUCCUCGGUCCAAUUCCUGCUCAUGGGCGCCUGCAAAUCAAGCAAAAGCCUAACCCCGACAAUGCUGUUGCCACUGCUCGCUGGCUGGUGUCUCAGAAUUUGUGGGGUGUCCUCAGCACAAUCUCAAGCGAGCUGGGAGGAGUUCCAUUUGGAUGCAGAAAUGUGGUCUCAUUUAGUGAUGGGUUACCUGGAGAAGGCCACGGGAUUCCAUACUUCUAUUUGACAGCAUUGGAUCCAACUGCAAGGGAUGCUCUAAAGAAUAUGAGCUCAUCUUUAACUCUCAGUGAGGUUCCACUUGGUUCUUGUGGAAAGAUAGAUCCUGAGAACCCUACAUGUGCAAAACUCACCCUCAAUGGCAAGCUGAAACUGGUUGAUGUCAAGACACCUGAAGGAAAGUUCGCUCUGAGUGCCCUAUUUGCAAAGCAUGCUGAGAUGAAGAAUUGGCCUAAGGAGCACAACUUCCAGAUAUUCAAAUUGGAUAUUGAGCAUAUAUUCCUGAUAGAUUGGUUUGGGGGACCCAAACCCCUAACUCCAUACCAGUAUUUCAAUCCUGGAAAAUGAGCAUAAAACUAGUCCUGUCUCAAGUAUAAUAUAUCAACAAAUGGUACCAGAUCAUGCAUUUUAAACUAGCGCCAUAUUAUAUCUCGACAAUCUAAGUAUUUCAAUCCAAGAUGUGUUUGUUUAAUGUUUCAUGAACUUCCUAGAAUAUGUUGCAAAAGUAUGUGAAAAGGUAUGUUGCACAAUCUAUUUUUAUUUUAAA
Messenger RNA from Dioscorea cayenensis subsp. rotundata (Guinea yam), 988 nucleotides. RefSeq names its product protein CREG1-like. The transcript has 5 exons. NCBI's taxonomy places the organism in Eukaryota, Viridiplantae, Streptophyta, Magnoliopsida, Dioscoreales, Dioscoreaceae. Bases 157 to 789 code for a protein of 210 amino acids. The record is from RefSeq and is a predicted model, not a curated record.